CUCUGUCCUCGCGUCUACACACAUGUUGUCAUGAUGACAGGAUGAUGAAGAUGACAGGAUGAUGACGAUGACAGGAUGAUGACAGGCGAUGGCGAACGGCGUCGGAAAACAUAAACUGCUUGUCAUCGGGCCGACAGAACCAUGGUCAGUGAGGGAGAAGCUGUGUUUGGCAUCAUCAGUGAUGAAGAGUGGAGACCAGAACUGGGUCUCUGUCAGUCGAGCCAUCAAACCGUUUGCAGAACCUGGACGACCACCUGACUGGUUCUCUCAGAGGCACUGUGCCUCUAAAUACUCUGAGCUCCUGGAAGCAACAGAAGCCCCAAAGAGGAAACGUGGUGACAAGGGUGAAGCGGUGGAGACAGUGGAGGACGUGAUCGUUCGCAGGCUGACGGCCGACAGGAUUGAAGAACUUAAAAAAGUGAUGAAAGAAAGUCAGGAGAAGCACAGGAAGCUGAAGAGAGAAGCUGAACUCAUUCAAGCUGGACAUCUAGAUUCUAAACUCCAAGAGUUAUGGGAAGAAAUUCUUCAACAGAACAAAGUGGAGCAGGAGGAAGCAGAGAUGAGAAGAAAAAACACAGCUGCUGCUUAUCAGGACAGACAGGUGGCAAAAAGCACAUGUAAGCCAGUGCCAGGCGUCGCCAUGCACUGUAGCUCCCCAAACCACGACUUCUCACCAGGUGACCCACGUGAGAGCUUGACCCUUGACCUCGCACCUUCAAACACUGCUUCAGAAACGUCCAGGUUAAUGGUUUUUCCGGAGUCUCCUGGACCUGGUCCUGAAGACCCUGGGAGUCACGGGUCACCUGUGGACGACCUCGCCCAAAAGAAAGUGGUGUGUCAGAAAGCCACUCCCCCACCAUCUCCACUGCUGUCAGAGUUACUGAAGAAAGGCAGCAUCUUGGCCUCUAAUUCCAGACUGAUUGGAGAGGGUGACGUGUCUGACCUGCAGUUUACUCAACCUCUCUCUCAGGCAACAGCAGGUGCUCCCAUGUUGUCUCGUCUGCUGGAGGCGGGUCCAACGCACUUUUCUGUGUCCUGUGCUCCUCCUCCUGUCCACUCAGCUGCCUCAGCAGGAACAGACGACAAAGUGUCAGGACUCAGUGAGGAAGAGGAGAGCGUGUCCUACAUGGGAGACGAGCUGGACUUCAAGACUGUGGGAGACAUUAUCGCUAUCAUUGAAGACAAGGUGCAAAGAAGCAAAGCAGAUGAGGCUGCAGAGGCUUUGGAUGCAGCUGCAGUUGAAGCUGCUCUGUCUCUGUGUGAGGAGAAUGGCCACGCCCUCUCUGGUGCCUGGGAGGCGGGGCCUUUCCAGCCCCACAGCUCUCACCCCACAGCGCCCUCUUUUGGGGCUCCACAGUCGUCAUCUCUUCUCUGUGGUCUGGAGGGGAAAGUCCUGGAUGAGACUUCAGCUUCACUCUCAGAUCAGUGUCUUGCAGAAUUCAGCGCUCUUCCUCACGGCUCGUCAUCCUCGCGGAGCCACAGUGGAGCGACUGCACUUCUGGAAGCAAAGAGAAACUGUAGAGAGGUGGUAAACCUGGAAAACCCACAUUCAUCAGGCACUAGCAUCAAAUAUGAGCGUGAGAAAUGGGCACAACAGAGAUCAGACGUGGGACUUGAAGAGAAUCCACUGACACAAAGACACGUGAAGGAGGUGAAGCCUCAGAACGGACUAAGUGUUGAUCGAAGAGAGAGCGACUCAGGCACUAAAGUAGACGAUGAAGUCAAUGAAGAAGAGGAGGGUGACGUGGUAGAGGGAUUCUCGUCGGAGCUGGAACCUGCAGCCAGUGAGAGUGAGGAUGGUUGCAGCCUCCACACGGCCUCCUCCUCCCUGCAGCUCCUCACUGCUGCAGACUCCAUCCCCAGCAGUCCGGCAUCGUCGCAGUUCUCUGCGUGCAGUGAGGACCUGGAAGCUCUACAGGCUCAAAAGAUCUGGAAGAAAGCCAUUAUGCUGGUGUGGAGAGCAGCAGCCAAUCACAGGUAUGCAAAUGUCUUCCUGCAGCCAGUAACUGAUGAAAUUGCACCUGGAUAUCACAGCAUUGUGCACAGGCCCAUGGACCUGGCCACCAUAAAGAAGAACAUUGAGACCGCUUUGAUUCGGACCACCGCUGAGUUCCAGAGAGACAUCAUGCUGAUGUUUCAGAACGCCGUCAUGUACAACAGCCUGGAUCACGACGUGCACCACAUGGCUCUGGAGAUGCAGCGCGACGUCCUGGAGCAGAUCCAGCAGUUUCUAGCCACGCAGCUCAUCAUGGAGACGGCAGAGUCUGGUAUCAGCGCCAAAAGUCUGAGGGGCCGUGAGAGCACACGCAAACUGGACUCUACAGACAAGGACACUGUCUCCAUGUCUUCCCCCGCCUUCCUCCUCUCUCUGUUUGAUGGAGGCACCAGGGGGCGCCGUUGUGCCAUAGAAGCUGACAUGAAGAUGAAGAAAUGAGACCACGUGUGUGAGUGGCACAGACUCUCACUUUGCUUCCUGUGCAAUAGAACCUUUCUUUUCACUCUAGAUUAAAUGGGUAGAUGAGAAAGAGGAGAAUAUCUUUCCUUCUGAGACAGCCAUACAUACUCUUCAUGGAUUACAUAGCAGUGUAAUCCCAGAUUACAAUGGGACGUUGAGAAAGACGAGGUCAAAUCUUCCAUAAACGUAGCUGCUGAUCACUAAGACUUCAGGUGACUGAAAGGUCAGAGGUGCAUGUAGAAACAUUAACUUAGCUGCUUUAUUAUUAUUAUUAUUAUUGUUAUUAUUGUUAUUUUGUGAUGAAUUCCUUUGAUCUUUGGUACUUCCAUACAUUAUCUUGCCAUUUUCAUGCUAAUAAUCUUUUUUGUGGAUUUAAAUGUUAAAACAAUGAAAGUGUAUUAAAGUGCCCAAACCUACCAUGUUAAGCUUGAAUUGCACAGAAUCUCUCCUCAGUGCCGACUUCAAACAAACCUGCAGAAACUGUCGCAGCUUCACUUUUCUGUUUUUGUGCAAAACUACGUUUUAAAAAGGAAUGAAAGUCUAGUUUGUCUGAUGUGUAAUAAAGUGUAAAUGAGCAAGUUUCAGCUUUUUCUCAGGAUUUGGUUUAAGAUGUGAGAUCUUUAUUCAAGCAAACUUUGAAUAGUAACAUGAAAUAUAAGAGAACUAAGUUUCAAAGUUGUUUUAGCUUUGCCUUCUUCAUGUUCAGUGUUUUAAUAACUUACUAACCUGAGGAUGCUUCAUCAUUUCUGUUCAACAUGUAAACACAAUGUAUUCUUGAUUUCAUGAAGUGAAGGAUAAACCAAUUCUUCAGGCUCUGAGCUUCAUCAUCUCAUUUUAUUUAAAGGUUUACAGUGUUUGACCUGCAGGCUCCUGAUGUUAGGAUGUGAAUUCAUGCACAGAACAGUUCAUGCGAGGCUCAGCGGUCAGAACCAAGGUGGACAAAUACAGGAGACAGAAAAUGAUCGAAAUCCAUGUUUAAUUGAUG
Molecule: messenger RNA, 3440 nt
Organism: Solea solea (common sole)
Lineage: Eukaryota; Metazoa; Chordata; Actinopteri; Pleuronectiformes; Soleidae
Product: bromodomain-containing protein 8-like
Exons: 20
Coding region: 89-2434 (781 amino acids)
Cellular component (GO): NuA4 histone acetyltransferase complex
Molecular function (GO): protein binding
Source: RefSeq, a predicted model, not a curated record